UGUUUUAAAUAUUUUUAAUUCGAUUGUCUGGCAACAAGUUUACUUCCCAAAAUAUCAGCAAUUGAAGAAAGCAGCAAAGGUCGGUAAAUGUUGUUGAAGUUUUGAAGCAACAAUUGUUUGUGGAGAUUUUUAACAAUUCGGAUAUUCAAAUGGACUUUUCAAAAGUUGAGUAUGAAGAUGUUCGAGUUCCCGUGCCUUGGGGAUAUAUUUCUGGUCGUUGGUAUGGCAAUAGAAAUCGACGUCCAAUAUUAGCACUGCAUGGUUGGAUGGAUAACUUAGGUACUUGGGAUCUAUUACUACCACAUUUACCGAAACACAUUGGCAUCCUCGCUAUUGACUUUCCUGGACAUGGACAAUCAUCGCACUUACCUCAGGGAAUGCAAUAUCAUGUGAUCGAUUAUGUUACUGCAGUUAUGCAUAUUAUAAAAGAAUAUAAUUGGAAAAAAGUUUCACUUAUGGGACAUUCAAUGGGUUCAGUUGUGGUAUAUAUUUACACAGCAUUAUAUCCAUCAACUGUGGACUUAAUAGUUAACUUCGAUUUUGUAAAACAAGCCUUCUGGCAAGCAGAUCUUGAAAUUUAUUUCUAUGAACUUAGCUUUAUAGAGCGACUAAAUGAUAUGACUGAAAUUACAUCAAAUAGAAAUGAACCAAAAUCAUACGAUUUUAAAACUUUGGAAAACAUGAUUCACGAGGGAUCUGACCGUUCCGUUAAUAUUGAGAAUUGUAAAUAUCUCUUAAAUCGCAGCAUAACCAAAUCACAAAUAUCUCCCGAUAAGUAUUAUUUUUCCAGAGAUAAGAGAAUCAAAUAUUGUAGACCAUUUUUGGCUAACUCUGAACUUACACUGGAAUUAAAUAAAAGAAUACAAAACAUUCCAUAUUUUGUGAUAAAAGGUUUGAAAUCUUCGUUUCUUAAUGAGGAUUCAAAUGAAGUUUUAAAGAUACUGCGUGAAAACAAUCCACAUUUUGAAUAUUAUGAAAUUGAUGGAACUCACCAUUUACACAUGAAUAAUGCGGAAGAAGUGAGUAAAUAUCUUAAUCCAUUUUUGAACCGCCACUACCCCGCCGAGCUUAGUUCUUGGUGUAUUGAUGAUAAUAAUGAGGAUGCCAGGAGUAAAUUGUAAAAUUUUUGUGCCAAUUUUAAUGUAAAUAUGUACAUUUUUUAUUUUAUUUUGUA
Teleopsis dalmanni is the source of this 1174-nucleotide messenger RNA. Its product is annotated as probable serine hydrolase. The record is from RefSeq and is a predicted model, not a curated record. Bases 150 to 1121 code for a protein of 323 amino acids. Lineage: Eukaryota; Metazoa; Arthropoda; Insecta; Diptera; Diopsidae. The transcript has 2 exons.